CCGUCGUUACCUUGCGAAACUGCAUCUCGUGAUCGAUCGACGUACCAACACAUUACCGGUCAAAACUUCCUACUUUUGUACCUUAUAUUGCUAUCUACGAAGUUGUAUUUCUACAGAAAAUAGCAUCAAGAACUGAAAAUAACUUAAACGUGCAGGACAAAGCAAAACAUGGAUCCAUUUACGUUCAAUUCUACCGUGUUAGUGCCACUUCAACAAAAGCCCUUCAAGAGUGAUAAGUUCGACGUGUUGCGAUCUACUAUUUCUACAUCYUACAGUUAUAUUUCAGUGGAACAAGUCACAGAAGUGAUAAAUAAUUUCAGCUUCGACGAUGACAAACUUGACGCCUUGAGGAUUGCGGCACCAAAGAUGUCUCCAACGAGCUGUGCUCAGGCCGUUCAACUUCUGAACGCGUUUAGUUUUGACAAGAACAAAGUUAUAGUUGUGGAAAUUAUAGCUCCAAGCAUCAUGGAUCCGGCAAACUCACACGACUUUGACAGGGCCAUUUCUUUUAACUCAGAUCGACAAAAGGCAAGGGAAGCACUUAUGCGGCAAGGUUCAUCUUGUGGUAUGGGACCACCACCACCACACCAUCAUCAUCAGCCCCCACACCACCACCAUCACCCCCCUCAUCAUCAUCCACACCACCCCCCACACCAUUCCACACACCAUCCACCCCCACCGUCCUACCCAUCGCAGCAUCCAUAUCCAGCAGGACAAGUUCCACCUCCGGGACCAGGAGGAUACCCAGCAGGACAAGUACCCCCUCCUGUACCAGGGGGGUUUCCUCCUCCAACUGCACCUGGGUACCCACCAGCACCAGGAUAUCCAGCUUAUCCAGGAACACCAUAUCCAAUGCCUCCUGGUAGUGGUAAUCCGAUGCAGAAUGCCUUCAAUUCUGGAUARCCCCCUUAUCCACGCUAAUUGACUUAUAAAGUACUUUAUUGACUGGGCAUGAUAGUAUAAUGUAUUGUUCUGAUACAAYCCAGUAUACUUAUAUUGGAACAGUUGGUAUUUUAGUGAUAUUAUUGUCGUAAUAUGUUGCUGUCAGUAUUGCUAGUUUACUUUAUUUACUCUAUUUCAGAAUUUUGUUUUUAAAAACCGGAAGUUUAUAAUCAUCUGUCAGGACACAAUGUACUCAUCAUGCGGCACAACUUUACUGUAACAACUUGAGGGAUAAAUUAAAAUUAUGAACAAAUAGAUUUUUCAAGUCACGUGAUUCCUGACCAGUAAAAUAACGUAUAGCUGAAUUUUUCCUCGAUAGUCUUUGAAAGCCGGUAUAGAGGUUUAUAUUUUGUCAAUCUCAGAAUGACAAUCCGCCAAAACAAAUAACAAUAAACACCAAYAUUAACAUUACUCUAACCUUAGAGCUAAAAAUAAUCCAAGAUGUAUUUAAAUUGAUUGCGAUAAUUUUUUGUCAUCAGUUCUGAUUCUUGCGAAAAAGUCAAAGUCAAAAUCUUCACCAAUAAAGCCUUUUAGUC
Molecule: messenger RNA, 1478 nt
Organism: Exaiptasia diaphana
Lineage: Eukaryota; Metazoa; Cnidaria; Anthozoa; Actiniaria; Aiptasiidae
Product: proline-rich protein 2-like
Exons: 1
Coding region: 169-921 (250 amino acids)
Source: RefSeq, a predicted model, not a curated record